AGCCGCAGGCGGGCGGGGGCGGCUGCUUCCUGGAGACCGCAGGGGUGGAGGGAGCGCGGCGCCCCUAGCCUGACGGGUCCCUGAAACUGGCAGACCUUCUUUUGAGAGUGGCUCCUGGUGACGCCUUAACUUCUUCAGAAAAACAAAUUGAGGUACUUGCUCCUUGAAAUAAGUGCCCCAAGCCAAGGCGUAUCGUUAACAGCUGAAGUGCAAGAGUCACAGUAAAAGUUACCACAGUGUGCCUCUUCAGAUGUAAAGAGGACGCCUGCCUUUUAAGUUUUCCCCUCAAGUCUUCAGUUUUUCCUUCGUGCAGGAUGAGGAAGUUUUCAUUCCCAAUAUUUCGGGGGAUUUUCGCCGUCCAGGAGACCAUUUGGGGAGGCAAACUCAAAGGGGUGUUGAGAGGAAAUUGAGUUGGACUCCUGCCUGAUCCCCCACUGUGGUAGGAUGAAUGUGGGGGUGGCACACAGCGAAGUAAACCCCAACACUCGAGUGAUGAAUAGCCGGGGCAUCUGGCUGGCCUACAUCAUCUUAGUGGGACUGCUGCAUGUGGUUCUACUCAGCGUCCCCUUCUUCAGCAUUCCUGUUGUCUGGACCCUGACCAACGUCAUCCAUAACCUGGCUAUGUAUGUCUUCCUACAUACAGUGAAAGGGACACCCUUUGAGACCCCUGACCAAGGAAAGGCUCGACUACUGACACACUGGGAACAGAUGGACUACGGGCUCCAGUUUACUUCUUCCCGAAAAUUCCUCAGCAUCUCUCCUAUUGUACUCUACCUCCUGGCCAGCUUCUACACCAAGUAUGAUGCUGCUCACUUCUUCAUCAACACAGCCUCACUGCUCAGUGUACUGCUGCCCAAGUUGCCCCAAUUCCAUGGGGUUCGUCUCUUUGGCAUCAACAAGUACUGAGGGAUGGGCUUGGGGCUGACGCUGGAACAAAGGGCUGUCACAUACUGUCUUCUCCAUACUGUCUUCUGUAUCUUAAAAGCCUGAGGACUGUACCACCUUCCCUAGACUUGAGGGAAGAGAACAGACUGGAAAGUGGGGCUCCCUUGGCCCAGCCCUGCUAAAAACAGGUUUCUUUGAAUCAAGAAAGGUCAGGGCCAAAUCACUCACCGCCACAGCAGGAAGCCACAUUUGGGCAGCUUACUUAGUAAUUAAGUUUUUCCAUAUCUUCCACUCCCUACCACCUUCCAACUCUGUGUUGCUAUGUAUUUUCCUUAUAAUAAAGAUAAUUUUUUUCAAAUAUGGCUACAAUUUGA
Messenger RNA from Talpa occidentalis (Iberian mole), 1259 nucleotides. RefSeq names its product ORMDL sphingolipid biosynthesis regulator 2 (gene ORMDL2). The record is from RefSeq and is a predicted model, not a curated record. Gene Ontology annotation, cellular component: endoplasmic reticulum membrane. The transcript is spliced from 4 exons. Gene Ontology annotation, biological process: negative regulation of ceramide biosynthetic process; intracellular sphingolipid homeostasis; ceramide metabolic process. NCBI's taxonomy places the organism in Eukaryota, Metazoa, Chordata, Mammalia, Eulipotyphla, Talpidae. Bases 445 to 906 code for a protein of 153 amino acids.